CAUGCCCUCCACGUUUCCUUCACUUGAGCGCCAUCUGUUAUGUGUUUAUCUCCAUUCCCCGAUUCUUUAAAAAUCAACCUUCACAUUUUUUCAAUUCCUCGUAACAAUUUGCUUUGGUGAAUCCAGCCUUCAGUAUGCAGCAGACUACUACUUCAACAGAUUCUCCAACUCCUCAACUUGAAAACCAUUCAGAUUCAGAAUCCAACCUGCACACUUCAACAGACUCUCCAACACCUGAUGUAAAUGUUGGCAAAACUAGUACAGAUAUACUCAGAGAUGUAAUUUUAUGGAAGAGGAAGAGUUAUACUGUUGCUGCACUAUUAGCAGCUACAGCGAUAUGGCUGGCACUUGAAGUCUAUGGAUUGACCUUUAUAACGCUGUUUUCAUGGAUCGCCAUGUUCCUCAUCGUUUCCACCUUUUUAUGGGGCAACAUACAUAUGCUCUUGGGGAAAGACCCCCUGGACAUGUCAAGGAUGUACAUAAGCGAUGAAUCAGUUGUGGAAGCAGGAAUCAAAUUUCGUGAAUCAGUUGAGAAUAGCCUGAGGUUUCUGUUUAGCGUGAGUACCAAGAGAGAGUGGUUCGUCUUUGCUGGGACUGUAGCUUCUUUGGGAUUGCUUUCUGUUGUGGCAAGUUACUUAGAUUUACUUACGCUUCUCUACAUUGGUAUUGUGAUGGGACUGACUGUACCAGUUGUAUAUGUGAAAUAUGAAGACAGACUUAAGGACUUGGGGCAGCGAGCAAGGGUCCGAUGCCACAUAUAUAACAGCGCGGCGACUGAGAGAUGUCGCAUGUAUUACAGCUCCAUAGCGGAGAGGGUCAAAAAAAUGAAGAGCAAGUUGCAGCAGAAGAAAAAGAAAAAAAAUGAGUAGUCGGUAUAUAUUUUUAGUUAGUUUUUACUUGGUUAUUAGUAGUAAUAACAAUGUUUUUACGGAAGCAUCAAGAGAUUAAAUAGGAUUGGAGUACUCGUCAACUUACUCUUGGUAACUAGAUUUGCACGGGUAUCGCUUAAACUUGGCAAUUCGUAUCAAGUGAAUUUCUGAUAUUUU
Messenger RNA from Solanum pennellii, 1046 nucleotides. RefSeq names its product reticulon-like protein B13. The record is from RefSeq and is a predicted model, not a curated record. The coding region runs from base 135 to 869 and encodes 244 amino acids. The transcript is spliced from 5 exons. Lineage: Eukaryota; Viridiplantae; Streptophyta; Magnoliopsida; Solanales; Solanaceae.